AUGUAUUCAUUCAAACAAAGUGAAUGGUAUGAUGUUUAUUAUUCACAACCAGAUCCAUCUCCUGUUUACACUGAAAGAAAGCUUUACGAGAAUUUGCAAGGAAAAGUUUACAUCAAAAACGUUCAAUUCUACGAAAUUGGUGACAAAGGUGUUAUUAAAUUAAACUCAGCAGAUCUCCAAUCAUUAAUUUCAACAAGUUCAUUUGAAAAUUCAACAAAUUCAGGAAACGGUGGAUCAAUAUAUCGGACAAGGUCAAUCUGCUAUCCAAACAGUUUGUAG
Trichomonas vaginalis G3 is the source of this 279-nucleotide messenger RNA. RefSeq lists its product as uncharacterized. Bases 1 to 279 code for a protein of 92 amino acids. The transcript has a single exon. The record is from RefSeq and is a predicted model, not a curated record. Lineage: Eukaryota; Parabasalia; Trichomonadida; Trichomonadidae.